AUGCUGAUUUUGGGAAAUUUAUGCUUUAUUCCCUUUGUUUCUGUGCUAUUAGAUGUAUUUGUGUGCGAUGAGUCAAUAGGAGACAGUUUCACUGAUUCUUUUCUUGCAAAAGACUGCUAUCAGUUUUGCUGGAAAGGCAACCAUAUAGUUUAUGCAAUUUUAUCUGGGAUUGCAAUUUUAAUUUAUGAGCCUUUAGCUGUCUUUUGAGGCCUCUUUGGCAAGAAUUUCAACCAGUUUUGCAUGUAA
This is a messenger RNA of Blepharisma stoltei, 246 nucleotides long. The record is from the annotation of a GenBank genome assembly. NCBI's taxonomy places the organism in Eukaryota, Ciliophora, Heterotrichea, Heterotrichida, Blepharismidae.